Molecule: messenger RNA, 1368 nt
Organism: Echinococcus granulosus
Lineage: Eukaryota; Metazoa; Platyhelminthes; Cestoda; Cyclophyllidea; Taeniidae
Product: NAD kinase
Exons: 10
Coding region: 1-1368 (455 amino acids)
Biological process (GO): NAD+ metabolic process; NADP+ biosynthetic process
Molecular function (GO): NAD+ kinase activity
Source: RefSeq, a predicted model, not a curated record
AUGCUAUUACCGUUCUACUCGAACUUCCUCGUUUUAGUACACCCCAGUGAAUCGUACGCCCUCGAGUACCGUGUGCUGGCCAGGCCGGAUGCAUUUGGAUUUUUAAUGUGUGAAGUAGUUUGUAUUCACCCGUCAUUCAGCUUAAAAAGGCAGGGCAAUGCUUAUAGGAUCAAAUGGAAUUACUGGUCAAGGAACAUUCUCAUCAUCCAUAAAAUGAAUACUCCUUCUGUCGUCACUGGCCUAAAAGCCAUCGUCUACUUUCUUCUCAAGUACUUCAACGCGUUUAUAUUUUUGGAAAAACCCAGUAUUGAAGUUCUACAGGCAGAUGAGGAAUUCCGGCCAAUUUUGGACGCUCACUUUCGGCAUGAUAGGCCCCUCUCUUCCGGUGACCGUAAAGGAUCAGUGACCGCUCUGGAGCAUGUAGAUCUACCCCCUGAAAUAACCGAUGCUGGUAAACGUCCUGAGCAAUUCUGGCAGGCUGACACCCAAAUGGUCAAUUCUGAAAGCGCGAUUGUGGUGUUUGACAGUCAAAUGAUCAACGAACCCAGUCUCACGGAUAUGGUCAUUUGCAUGGGUGGUGAUGGCACUCUUCUUCAUGUGGCAUCCCUCUUCCAGGAUACGGUUCCGCCCAUCAUCUCUUUCUACAUGGGUAGUCUGGGCUUCCUCACCCCCUUCAACUUCGCUGAUUUUCCGCAUGUUCUCGAACAAAUUUACAACGAGGGCGGUCCCUGCAUUCUUCGCUCUCGACUCUGUUGUCAGAUGAUACGUGGGAAGAACUCGGAACUGUCUUCUCCCCCAUCCAUAGAGCUGGACUCGGUUGGAAGUCAAACUGGUGCGGAUUUCUUCCAUAUACUUAACGAAGCAACCUUCACUCGCGGAAACUGUCCUUACCUCACAAUCCUAGCUCUCAGCGUUGAUGGCAAAGAGGUCACUCGAUUCCGAGGUGAUGGCUUGAUAAUCUCCACACCCACGGGGAGCACAGCGUACUCCAUGUCGGCAGGCGCGUCGAUACUGAAUCCUGCGGUGCCAGCCAUUCUCGUGACGCCAAUCAACGCGCACUCUUUGAGCUGCCGUCCUCUGGUGCUCCCCUUCUCUACCCGCCUCGAGGUUUCCAUUGCUCCCGACGCACGCUGCGAUUCCGUCCACCUCUCUAACGACGGACGCCUCCGACACCACCACAUUAUUCACAAGGACGAUCGCGUUGUCUUCACCGCCUCCCACUACCCUGUCCCAUGCUUUGGCAGUGAAAAUCAGGUGGCCGACUGGUUCAAGGAUCUGGCGCUCUGCCUGCACUGGAACGCGCGACAACGGCAAAACGAGUUCAACGAGGCUGAUUUUAUGCCUGGGCGUUUCCACGAAUAUAGCUGA